UUCGCUUACCCAACUUAGACUUACAUCCUUCCUCCUCCUGCUCUCUUCUCAACGACCACACCAUCAUGUCCGACGAUGAAUCUCACAAUCAGACCUUCGAGCAGGCCAGCGCCGGCGCGUCUUUGACGUUCCCGAUGCAAUGCUCUGCUCUGCGCAAGAACGGUCACGUCGUUAUCAAAGGUCGUCCCUGCAAGAUCGUUGACAUGUCUACCUCUAAGACCGGCAAGCAUGGACACGCCAAAGUCCACCUCGUCGCCAUCGACAUCUUCACUGGUAAAAAGCUGGAAGAUAUCUCCCCUUCCACCCACAACAUGGAUGUUCCCAACGUUUCUCGUAACGAGUACCAGCUCGUCAACAUCGACGAUGGCUUCCUCAACUUGAUGACUCAAGACGGCACUGCCAAGGACGACGUUCGCGUCCCCGAGGGUGACAUCGGCAACCAGAUCCAGAGCGAAUUCGAUAGCGGCAAGGACCUCCUUGUUACCAUCGUCAGCGCUAUGGGUGAAGAGCAGGCCAUUUCCUUCAAAGACGCCCCCAAGGCGUAAACGGAAGGGACUGUUUAUACACAUACAUAUAUAUUAUCGCUUUCGCAUCCAUCGCCAUCGCCAUGUAUUCCCAAACCCCCAUUCCUACAUCCCGAACGUACCUACCCAUAUACUCCGCAUACUCUUCCACCCGCACACCCACUGUUCUUUCGCUCGCGCCUUUCUCAUUUCCAGCAUCUGUGUGAAUAGGUAGUUGAAGCUGUAACCACAAUAUACUGAAUCUCGUAGGAGGCAAGCUCAUGCAAGCGCUACACUUGUACUGAUUCCAUCCUGCACCCGUUCUCCGUAUCUGAGCUCUUACAAGAUAUGUGGUCCUCCCCCUUGCGAAGAGUCAUGGGUAGCCAUGAACAGCGAGGGGAAGUAUUUUUUCCAUCGCUCAUAGUGGCGGUGCGCCUAUUCAACACCUACCUUCUACCACCAUGUCACUGUAGAUCCAUGAGCACAGUCUUUCCCUCACACUCUACUACAUUGAUCAUGAUUCCUCGAAUAACACACAAGACCUAAAUCUCGAAGCAAACAUGUUCGGAGAAUCUGAUUCGGAAAGCCCGCGCGUUCCCAGUCCCUGGGACACCAUUAUCUCAACUCCACCAUCGCCCUCGCCCAGUCCACUAAACAUCCCGCGACUCGUACCAGAGUCUGACGAGGGUAAUAUCGAGUACAAGCUCCAGCUCCUUGACCCAUCACCUGCACGGUUCGCGCGCCUCGUCACACAAAUGAAGUGGCGUCUUCUCGAGGGCGGCGGACAGGCCUACUAUGAGCUGGGCGUGGCAGACUCAGGCAUGCUCGUUGGUUUGCCGCGGAAUGAGCUCGAGCAGAGUUUGGAAACGCUGGAGAUGAUGGCUGGGGAAAUAGGCGCCAGUGUCAUUGUUGUGAAAGAGAUCGAAGUUCCCGCCGCCAUUGCUGGCUACGUGUCGGCUCAGUCAAACUCGCUCAAUGGGAAGCGUUUGCAAAAACGGCCAGGCUUGCUGAUGAGUUCUGAGGACGAUUCGAAUACUACGACAGCAACCGACUUCUCAGUCACGGACGCUGAAGAAUUUGAAGGGAUGGGAAUGUUUUCGAUGGACGAUGUUGAGGAUGAGGACGCCUUAGUCGCGGUUCCUCCAAUACGGUUUUCUGUGGACCUGGAAAUCGCUUCUGUCUUCAAACCGCGUCCAAUGCGUGCUCGAGCGCAUGUGCAGCCUGAGAUGCCUCUUUCCUCCCCAAAAAAGACCAAGCGCACGAAAGGAAAGAAGGGCCCACAUCUUCCGGAUCAGCUCAAUUCCUUCGCGAAGGCUGUCGCUGCCGAAUUGAAUGCCAGUAGACCGGAAGACCAGCAAUUCCCUAACAAGGCGCAUAGUCGACGUGUUGCGCGUGAUCGUCGACGCGAGGAACGGAAGAAAGCUUUGAUGCAGUAUGAACAAGCUGAUGUAUCCCACUCACUGGUGUCAAGUCUUGGAGCUUUACAGAUCACAAUGGACCCUGCAACAGCUGAAACCAAUUCACACGAGCAGACUAUCGCUCCAGAUUUUGACACCUCUCUUCCGACAGUCGAAGUCACCACUACUGAUGAAGCUGUCCCCAAAGCCGAGCUAGUCGCGGACAACUACGACGAUGACGAUGACGACGUUUUCCCGUCUCCUGUAGUCGCAACCCCGGGCGUUUUCACUUCCUUGGCCUCCUCCACGCUCGCUGUGCCUGUCACUCCGAACGAUUCAAACAUAGAUUCCACCCAGGUACGAUUGAUAGUGGAAGCACUCGUCGUCCGCAAGAUGUCCAUCGAAGAGGCUUUCUUGGAUUUCGGAGGGUUUUCGCCGAUGUGAAUUCAUAGCGGACCUCCACGAACUGCCUUGUUACAUAGGUCUCAUAUGUAUACACAUCAGAUCGUAUCCUGAUUCUCCUUCUCUCGUUUCUGUAUCCUGGUAGUUGGCUGAUCCCGGACUUGUUGGGUAGACAAUUAGAUGAGGUGUUUAUUUGAAAUGCUCAGUGAACAGACUCAAAGAUCCCAAGCGAAGAGAGAUCUAGUUUCUUCCGAGGACUCACAGAUGAGUCAGUGCUGGGUCGC
Molecule: messenger RNA, 2586 nt
Organism: Mycena citricolor
Lineage: Eukaryota; Fungi; Basidiomycota; Agaricomycetes; Agaricales; Mycenaceae
Source: the annotation of a GenBank genome assembly